UUCAAAGGUGCAAGGCAGAAAGCAUGGUGGUUAGGGAAGCUAGCUGAAGUAACUUAAAUGCGACAAAGUUUGUUUACAAACGUCGUUUUUACCUGUUCUUGUGAGACAUGAUGUCGAAAGACCCAGAAGUGUCGGAGCAAGCCUUAAUUAAAUUGAUAUACCUGCAUUUGAAGGAGAAUGGACACGAGAAAGCGGCCAACGUGCUCAAAAAGCACGCCCCUCAGGUGAAGACUACGAGUGUGAAAGCGUCUCUGAAUGACAUAUUCAAGAAAUGGCAGAGUGAGGAAAGUGGAAAGAACAGUACAGGGGAAGAUUCACAAGGGAAAUCAACGGUCAGCAGCUCAGCACCCAAACCAAAAAGGCCCAGAAAUGUCCCCAAGGAAGGACCCAAGAUCAAAUCUAAAAAAAAGGACAAAUUACAGAUAGCAGCUGGAGCAGGGGAUGAGAAAAGGAAAAGACCUCAGAAAAAGAAGGACAAGACAGCCGGUUCAGAAGGAGGCCACACAGCUGUUCCAGAACCUCCCUUCAUAAGUCCCACAGUAGAAGAUGAUUCUGACUCAGAUUCCAGCCUCGAUGUGGAGAAGUGGAAGAGAUUAGCUCUAGAGUUCUCUGCUCCCAAACCAAAAAGGCCCAGGAAUGUGGGAUGCAAUAUCAGCUCCAGAAAAAAGGACAGAUUACAGACAACAGCUGGAGCAGGGAAUCAGAAAAGUCCUCAGAAAAAGGAGGACAAGACAGCCGGUUCAGAAGGAGGCCAGACAGCUGUUCCAGAACCUGCCUUCAUAAGUCCCACAGUAGGAGAUAAUUCUGACUCAGAUUCCAGCCUCGAUGUGGAGAAGUGGAAGAGAUUAGUCUUAGCAUUCUCUGAUGCUGACAUGGUAAAGACAAACAUCAGCACCUCUACUGCAACCUUUACAGAGAAGUCUGCAAAAAUAAGACAGCCAGCCAAGACAAAAAACGAUAGAGGCACAAACAUGAAGUCCAGGCCCUCUGCCAGGAAAACUAAAGCUAAACCUGCAAUCAAUCCCUCAAAAACCAUGAAAACAGAGAAAUCUUCAAAACAAAGAACCAAGAAAACUACCAACAUUUUUGAGGUAGAUGAGAUUGAAACUCCAUCCAAGAAAGCGAAAGAUGAAGGCAGCCUUUCAGAACCUAAUGUGGUUGAGAUCCCUGUAAAUGAAAUGAACAUUCUUUCGGAACAGCUUGUAAUUCCUAAGACUGAUGAUCUCUCAGAGAAUGGCAGAAUUAAAACUCCCCCUGAAAAGGUUAAACACAAAAAGAAAAAUAGCAAAUUAGAAUGUAAUAGCUUUGAAACUACAAUCAAAAAUGUUGGGACUCAGAAACUAGAAAAUCUGACAGAAUGUAAGCAAGUCAAAAGUUCCUCUAAGAAAUCUAAAUCUAAAGUUAUUACAUCUCCAGAGCCUUUAGGUGUGGAGCCUCCUUCUGUGGAAGGUGACGCUGAGGGUGCCAGUAGCCACUUAAUAUUUGACCACUCAGAAAAGAACAAUGCGUUUUCAGAUCCUAAACUAGUUGAAACUUCCUCUAAGAAAGCUAAAUCUAAGAAGUCUGUUGAACAUACAGAACCUGUCGAUGGGAAGAUCCCAUCAGAAAAAGCUGAUGCUGGGGUGGCCAAUAAGCAGUUCAUAUCUGAUCAUUCAGAGACUCCAUCAAAAAUAGCCAAGGCUAAAAAGUCUAUUGAUAUUCUUAGUCCUACACAGGUUCAGACUCCUUCUAAGAAAGCUAAAGCUAAGAAAGCUAAAGAGCCUCCAGAACCUUUAGCUGUAAAGAGUCCAUCAACAAAUGCUGAUGCAGAGGUUGCCUGCACACACUUGACGUCUGAUCAGGUAGAGACUCCAUCAAAAACAGCCAAGGCUAAAAAGUCUGAUGAUAUUCAGAGUCUUAUACAAAUUGAGACUCCCUCUAAGAAAGCUAAAGCUAAGAAAGCUAAAGAGCUUCCAGAAACAUUGGCCGUGAGGACUCCGUCAACAAAUGCUGAUGCAGAGGUUGCCUGCACACACUUGACAUCUGAUCAGGUAGAGACUCCAUCAAAAACAGCCAAGGCUAAAAAGUCUGAUGAUAUUCAGAGUCUUAUACAAAUUGAGACUCCCUCUAAGAAAGCUAAAGCUAAGAAAGCUAAAGAGCUUCCAGAAACAUUGGCCGUGAGGACUCCGUCAACAAAUGCUGAUGCAGAGGUUGCCUGCACACACUUGACGACUGAUCAGGUAGAGACUCCAUCAAAAAUAGCCAAGGCUAAAAAGUCUAAUUAUAUUCUUAGUCCUAUGCAGGUUGAGACUCCCUCUAAGAAAGCUAAAACUAAGAAAGCUAAAGAGCUUCCAGAGCAUUUAGCUGUGAAGACUCCAUCAACAAAUGCUGAUGCAGAAGUUGCCUAUAGACAUUUGACGUCUGAUCAGGUAGAGACUCCAUCAGAAACAGCCAAGGCUAAAAGGUCUGGUGAUAUUCAAGGUCUUCUACAAAUUGAGACUCCCUCUAAGAAAACAAAAGCCGAAAAAGCUAGAAAGCCUCCAGAGCCUAUAGCUGUGAACACCCAAACUGGCAAAGUUGAUGCUGAGGAUGUCAAUAGCCACUUAAACUUUGAUCACUCAGAGUCUCUGUCAACAAAAACAGAAAGUGCUGUGGAGCCUGAAUUAGGUGAGAAACCCUCUAAGAAAGUAAAAGCUAAGAAAACUGACAAUAUCUCAGAGCUAAAUAUAAUUGAAACUCCAUCUCAGAAAAACGGAGGUCAUGUAGCUGUUGCCCUCUCAGAAGCAGUUUACUCUGAGACGCCUUCUAAAAAAGCUAAACAUCAGAAAACCAAUACCCUCUCAGAAGCUCUUCUCUCAGAGACACAAUCUAAAAAGUCUAAAAAGAAGAAAAGUACAGAGGCUGAUCAUGCUGAGUCUCCCUCUAUGAAGGCUUGUUUGGAUAUCGGGGGAACUGACAAAAAACACUCCAAAAAGAGCAAAUGCAAGAUGCCUGACAACAUAGAAAGUGAUGAGACUCAUUCUGUAACGGAUAUCUCUAAAUCAGCAGAACACAUUAAAUCCAGAGUAGAUGAUGGCAGUCUUUUAACUAACCAGACAAUUUCAUCAGAGGAUAUCAGCAGCCCCAGUACCGAAACCCAGCAGGGAAAAAAGAAAAGGAAAAAUAGAGACAAAGAAAACGUAAAUGUUUCAGCUCCUGAGGAUGGUCCUGCAGAGCCAAAGAAGAGGAAGAAAGAGAAGAAAAAGACGAGAGAGAGUGAUGACAGUGUAGUGGAAGAUGUUCCACCAGCCUCAUUGUCAGAGGUGUCUGUGGAUACCGUGGCAAGCAGUCAGGAGAAAAAAAAGAAGAAAAAAAAGAAAGAUAGAGAUGAGAAGCAAGCACUCGUGCCUUCUCCUGAAGAAGAAACUCCAAAAAAGAAAAAGAAGUCUUCAAAAGAAAAGGCACACGUGAAUGAUGUGGCACAAGAAGGGCAAAUUUAAAUGCAACUGAUGAUUGGUAGACAUCUGAUCAGUCUCACAACAGAGGCUUUGGAACUGGGACAUGAAAACAACAAACAUUGUGUAUGCCGUCCUGUAUGUUUACUGCGUAACUGUAGAUAUAUGUAUAUACUUCUGUGUCUGUGUGUGUGUGUGUGUGUGUGUGUGUGUGUGAAAGAGAAUAUUUUUAAAUUUUUUAGAGGAGUGUUUUUGGACAUUUUUAGUGUGUCUAGAACGUCCUGAGCUAUGUUUUAUAUUUAUGUAUUCAUUUUUAAAGUGAGAUGAACAUACCUUAACUUUGCUGGUACAUGGAUUUGAGGACUCCCCUAAACAAAACUGAUGUCACCAACAGAUGUUCAGAUGCUCAGAUGCAUCUUUUAUAAUCUUGCCAUUUAUGAUCAUUGUUGUGAAAAAGAACCACUGUCUACUGUAUAUUACAUAAUAACUGUAUUUCUCUUUGUAAUGUUUUUGACAAAUAUAUUUUCACAUUUUCUUA
Molecule: messenger RNA, 3951 nt
Organism: Colossoma macropomum (tambaqui)
Lineage: Eukaryota; Metazoa; Chordata; Actinopteri; Characiformes; Serrasalmidae
Gene: llcp
Product: treacle ribosome biogenesis factor 1
Exons: 10
Coding region: 108-3458 (1116 amino acids)
Molecular function (GO): protein binding
Source: RefSeq, a predicted model, not a curated record